Messenger RNA from Bactrocera latifrons, 593 nucleotides. RefSeq names its product gamma-glutamylcyclotransferase-like. NCBI's taxonomy places the organism in Eukaryota, Metazoa, Arthropoda, Insecta, Diptera, Tephritidae. The transcript is spliced from 2 exons. The record is from RefSeq and is a predicted model, not a curated record. Gene Ontology annotation, molecular function: gamma-glutamylcyclotransferase activity. Bases 241 to 573 code for a protein of 110 amino acids.
AUUAUAUCAACAUAGGCUCAAUCUAAUAAGUCAAACAAUAACACAAAAUACAUAUAUGUAAAACGACAGAUGACAAAGUAGUAUUCAAAUUCAAACGCCAUACCGAAGCUAUCUACAACAGUAAGCCACUCAAGUGUUGGCAGUCGACAUUAGACAAACCAGGUGUGUAGACGCAAAGCAGUCAAGAAAUUUCGUAAAUAAAUUGUGUUACAUUUAAAAACUUGUAAUCUUUGAAAAGAAAUGCUUUACUAUAGUUUACUGUUAAUAUUACCAUUAUCCUUAUGGUCCUGCGUGAGUGCUUACGUUAUACCAAGAGACUUACCAGAGCGCGUGGGAGAUAAGUUCAUAUACUUCGGCUAUGGCAGCAAUAUGUUGACCAAACGCAUACAUAUACAAAAUCCGACCGCGGUGAAAAUUGGUAUGGGCAUAUUGAAGGAUUACCGAUUGGAUUUUAAUACCUACACGGAACGUUGGGGCGGUGCACCAGCGACUAUUGUGCCUACGCCUGGCGCAUACGUUUAUGGCACACUGUGGGAGAUAUCGUUAAGCAAUUUGGAUGAUAUUGAUGAGUGAGUUGACAUUUUUUUUAUAUG